Serpula lacrymans var. lacrymans S7.9 is the source of this 1667-nucleotide messenger RNA. RefSeq lists its product as uncharacterized. Lineage: Eukaryota; Fungi; Basidiomycota; Agaricomycetes; Boletales; Serpulaceae. The record is from RefSeq and is a predicted model, not a curated record. Bases 132 to 1580 code for a protein of 482 amino acids. The transcript has 15 exons.
AGGCAAUUUUGGCCAUCCGAGGGCUGGCAUCGCCAGUAGAAGCUACUUUGUCUGCCCCUGUUGUCGAUCUAGGCUAUGCUCAAUACCAAGGGUAUGUCGAUUCAACGACCAAUAUCUCGACCUUUCUGGGUAUGCGCUUUGCGGCGCCUCCCACUGGUGAUCUGCGAUGGCAGGCUCCACAACCUCCCGCUAAUGUAACAGGAAUUCAACAGGCUACCGUGGAACCGAACGAAUGUUAUCAGGCUCCAACUGGGACUGGACCGACGAAUCCUCUAGGAAGCAACACGGUCAGCAAGCGCGAUGUAGUUCAGUCUGAAGACUGCUUGUUCUUGAACGUGUAUGUUCCUGGGAGUUUACCGGCAGCACCCGCCCCUGGCGGUUUGCCAGUCAUCGUAUGGAUCCAUGGAGGAGGCUACAUAUCUCAAAGUGCAAGUAUGUUCAAUGGUGCAGAUUUAGUUCAAGAUUCAAAAAAUGGAGUCAUUGUGGUUGUCAUUCAGUACCGUCUAGGCCUUCUUGGUUUCUUACCCGGUGCUGCUGUUAAAGCGAACGGUGCUUUGAACGCGGGUCUUUUGGACCAAAACUAUGCUCUUCAAUGGGUCCAGAGCCACGUCAGUACUUUCGGAGGAGAUCCUACAAAGGUCACUAUCUGGGGUGAAUCUGCUGGUGCCGGUUCCGUUUUGCAACACAUCGUUGCCAACGGAGGGAAUACGCAGCCGCCACUUUUCCGAGCUGUCAUGACAAGUUCUACUUUUUUGCCUUCCCAGUACAACUACAGUGAUCCAAUUCCUGAAAUGUUGUACAGCGAAGUUGUCUCGCAGACAAGCUGCACCUCGAGCGCCGAUACCCUUUCUUGCCUUCGCAACGCCGAUAUCAGCGUCCUCGAAACCAUCAACACUAACAUUAAUUUGAACGGAUUUUUCGGUACAUUUGUCUUUGUCCCUGUCGUUGAUGGCACGUUCAUCGUAGAGAGACCAACCGUAACCAUUGGCAAGGGGCAAUUGAAUGGAGAAGUCCUCCUGGCUGUAACAAACACCUUUGAGGGCACUGUUUUUGUGGAGAGCAAUUGGAACGCCAACAUCAGUGACUAUGUGACAACGUUGUUCCCUGAUUUCGGGCCUGCGCAGGCUGCAGGAGCAGCUCAACAAUACGGAAGCAUAGGGACGGCGCUUGAACAAGCUAUCGGAGCUAUGGGCGAAUCCAUAUUUAUUUGCCCGACUUAUUACUUGCUUCAAGCUUUCGGAAGUCGUUCGUGGAAGGGAGAGUUUGCUAUCCCUCCUGGUGUUCACGGCGAGGAUGUGGCGUAUUAUUACACAUCGCAGAGUCCAGCGUACAACAAUGCUCAAUUUAUCACUGCGUUCUCGCAAUCAUUCAUUGCAGUCGCGGAAUCACUCGAUCCAAAUUCCAAGUUCGACGCGUCAAACAUCACACCUCUCUGGAACGCAUGGAGCGCCAACAAUACAGAGAUGUUAUUUAACGAGACUGAAGCAGGUGCACCGGUUGUACAAACCACAAUUACGGAUAGUGCUCUACUUCAGCGAUGCGCAUUCUGGAACAGCGUCUCUGCAUACACUUCACAAUAAAACGAUGUGCUUCUUACGCCACGAUAGCUGCUAUGAUAUCUCGAUGAUUGCAACCAUUGUAAUAUAUUACAUUUCUAACAAGUGCUA